Medicago truncatula (barrel medic) is the source of this 6729-nucleotide messenger RNA. RefSeq lists its product as uncharacterized. Gene Ontology annotation, biological process: proteolysis; DNA integration. Gene Ontology annotation, molecular function: RNA-DNA hybrid ribonuclease activity; nucleic acid binding; aspartic-type endopeptidase activity. Lineage: Eukaryota; Viridiplantae; Streptophyta; Magnoliopsida; Fabales; Fabaceae. The record is from RefSeq and is a predicted model, not a curated record. Bases 1 to 6729 code for a protein of 2242 amino acids. The transcript has 11 exons.
AUGUUAGCGGCAGAACAGGAAAACGCUCAGCUCAGAGAGGAACUGGUUAACCUCAAAGGGGAGAUGGAAAGAAUGGCACUUAUGAUGGAAACUAUGAUGGCUGAGAGAGAGCAAGCAGCAAUCUCCAAUUCAACUCCUGUUAUGGUCGUCACAGCUGCACCUGAGGGUCCCCCGCAACCAUCUCCGACUACUACUACAACUAUCGGUCUCACCCAGCCUCUGAUGACUGAUUUUUCUUCUGGUAAUAUGGCAACUAUGGGCAACUCAGGCUUCCGUCCUCUUGGCCCCCAGGGUCCCUUUGCUACUCCUCAGUAUUCCAUGCCUUCAGGCUACCCUUGGGGCAUGCCGAUUGCAACCAACGGGGGUUUUGGUCCAGGCGCUACUGAAAUGCCUUUCGCACAGGGUCAACAGACAUCGGCACAUUUCCAGAUGAGUCAACCGAUUCCUCAAGCUACCAUGACUCAAGCAGGUCCUACUGUGCAUGUUGGGCCACAACAUGAAGAACAGAUUUAUCACUCCGACAGUAUAAUGGGGGAUGACAAAGCAAUCGAUUGGGAAGAAAGGUUCGGUGCUCUAGAGAAGAAGAUGAGUAAUAUGCGGGGAAAGGAAACGGUCGUCCAAAGCAUAUAUGACCUUUGCUUGGUACCAGAUGUAAACAUACCUCCAAAGUUCAAGAUGCCUGUAUUUGAGAAGUAUCAAGGGGACACAUGUCCACAAAAUCAUCUAACUAUGUAUAUUAGCAAGAUGAUAGCUUACAAGAAUAAUGUUCCCUUACUCAUUCACUGCUUCCAGGAUAGUUUGACUGGUCCGGCACAUACUUGGUUCAUGGGGUUGAAAGGAGUCACUACUUUUGAACAGUUGGCUGAGGCCUUCAUGCAACAGUACAAAUAUAAUACCUAUCUGGCGCCAAGUCGCAAGGAGUUGCAGUCCUUAACCCAGAAAGAUAAAGAAUCGUUCAAAGAAUACGCACAACGCUUCAUUCAAAAAGCUGCUCAGAUUCGUCCUCCCUUGGAUGAGAGGGAACUUUCAGAAUUGUUCUAUGAAACCCUGAGCCCUUGUUAUUCAGAAAAGAUGAUUGUCUGUGCAUCACAGAAGUUCACUGACUUGGUGGAAACAGGAAUGCGUAUCGAGGAGUGGGCUCGUAAGGGAGCAGCUGUUUCGGGAAGUUCUUCAGGUGGUUCUUCAGGAGUUUCGUCCAGUGGUAAUAAGAAAUUUGGAACUGGUUACCCAAAGAGGAAUGCUCAAGAGGUUAGCAUGGUGGCUCAUGGAGGACCUCAGCCCGUGUACCCUAAUCACCCCUUUGUUGCCAACAUCACCCCACAAAUGACCGCACCCCAGAACCCAAACUAUCAAUCACCCAGACCUCAAGGACCUGCACCAUACUACCCCCCAUUAUACCAACCACUAUACAACCUACAACAAUUCCCUCAACAACCAUAUUACCCCCAACAACCAUACCAACAAAGACCACAGCAACAACCCCGUCCUCAGGCUCCUUACAAUCAGCAGAAUCAAAGGCAACAAUUUGACCCCUUGCCAAUGACCUAUGGAGCAUUGCUCCCUUCUUUACUUGCACAGAAUCUGGUCCAAACAAUACCACCUCCUCGCAUUCCGGACCCUCUCCCACGCUGGUACCGUCCGGACCUUCAUUGUAUUUACCAUCAAGGGGCACCAGGCCACGAUGUGGAGCGUUGUUUUGCUCUUAAGAAAGAGGUUCAGAAACUGAUAAAUAGUAAAGAGUUAACCUUCACCGAUCCUGAUGCUGUAGCUCAGAACAAUCCUCUGCCUACUCAUGGGCCUGCUGUUAAUAUGAUUCAAGACGAUCAGGAAGAGGCUCGCAUUCUCUCUGUAGGUGAUAUCAAGACUCCUCUGGUACCGAUACAUGUGAAAAUGUGUAAAGCAACUCUCUUCAACCACAAUCAUGAAGCUUGUGACAUAUGUUUGAUGGAUCCUCGUGGAUGUAUACAAGUCCAGAAUGAUGUGCAGGGUCUCCUAAAUAGAAGGGAACUUGUGGUUACAAGGGAACCCGAGAGCAAGGACGUCUGUGUUGUCACUCCGGUAUUCAGAGCCAGGAGGCCGCUGGUGAUAAACCCUAACAGUACAAAGCCCGUUGGUACUCCCUUGGUAAUUUGUGUGCCUAGGCCCACGCCUACUACUGCUCAGAAAGCUGUACCCUAUAAGUAUGAAGGCACGAUUCUUGAGCCUGGAAGUGAGACAACUUCACCUGUUGCUGUGGAUAAUAUCGCAGAGAAUAGCCGGAUUUUGAGGAGUGGCCGCAUCUUUCCUACGGUGGGUCCGAAGAGUGUUAGUGUUCCGGUCGAUGAGCCAGUAAAAGAGCGAAACGCCGGUAAAGGUAAAGCUGGGGAGCAGGCCAAAGAGUUUGACUUUGAGGAUGCCGAUGAAGUCUUGAAGCUGAUCAAGAAGAGUGAAUACAGGGUGGUGGACCAGCUGUUACAAACGCCUGCGAAGAUUUCCAUCAUGGCCCUGUUAUCAAGUUCUGGUGCUCAUCGGGAUGCCCUGAGGAAAGUACUAGACCAGGCAUUUGUAGAUUAUGAUGUAACUCUGGGUCAAUUCGAAAGCAUUGUGGGGAAUGUGACCGCGUGUAACAGUCUGACUUUCAGUGAUGAAGAUCUCCCGGUGGAGGGGAAUAAGCAUAAUCAAGCAUUACUCAUCUCUGUACUUUGCAGAACAGACUCGUUAUCCAACGUCUUGAUAGAUACCGGCUCUGCACUUAAUGUGAUGCCCAAGUCAACUCUCGACCAAUUGGCGUACUCCGAGGCUCCUUUGAGACUUAGCAAGGUGACAGUAAGGGCCUUCGAUGGAACUAGGAGAUCGGUGUAUGGUGAGGUAGAUUUGCCAAUUUCGGUCGGCCCACAUGAAUUUCAGGUUACUUUCCAAGUCAUGGAAAUCCAGGCUUCUUUCAGCUGUUUGCUCGGCAGACCAUGGAUUCAUGACGCUGGGGCUGUGACAUCUACUCUCCAUCAGAAAUUGAAGUUUGUAAGUCGUGGAAAGUUGAUCACUGUGAGUGGCGAGUCGGCCUUUUUAAUCAGCAAUUUGUCUGCUUUCUCUGUUAUCGGUGGUAGUAGUUCGGACGGGCCAUCAUUCCAAGGGUUCUCUGCCGAAGAAAGUGUCGGUAAAAUUGAGACUUGUAUGGCCUCGUUGAAGGAUGCCCGGAGAGUAAUUCAGGAAGGCAAAACCGAAGGCUGGGGUCAGCUAGUGGAGUUGCCAGAAAACAAGCGUAAAGAGGGAAUCGGUUUCCUUAACAGUAAGCCUGGGAUGUUCGACCCUACCAGAGAUGAUGCACCUGGAGGAGUGACACCGGUCUUUGUGACGCCUGGAGGAGCUUGCUGCAACUGGAUUGCUGUUGACAUUCCUUCUGUGACACCCCGCUCUAAACUGAACAUAAGUGAAUCCGUUGAACACAGUGACCCCAUGCUUUCUCCCAACUUUGAGGUCCCGGUUUACGAGGCUGUGGCAGAGGAGGAUGAGGAGAUCCCGAAUGAGAUCAAAUGGACGUUGGAACAAGAAAGGAAGACAAUUCAACCUCAUCAGGAGGAGAUAGAAAUCAUCAAUCUGGGUACUGAGGAAGACAAGAAAGAAAUCAAGAUUGGGGCAUUGUUGGAUGUAUCUGUCAAGAAAAGAGUAAUUGAGCUUAUCAGAGAAUAUGUUGAUAUAUUCGCAUGGUCAUACAAAGACAUGCCGGGUCUAGACCCUGAUGUCGUUGAACACAGACUACCUUUGAAGCCUGAGUGUCCUCCGGUGCGAAAGCAGAUUGAUGCAGGUUUCCUAGUCACAUCAGAGUAUCCUCAAUGGUUAGCCAACAUAGUGCCUGUUCCAAAAAAAGAUGGCAAAGUCAGAAUGUGUGUUGAUUAUCGGGACUUGAACAAGGCUAGUCCGAAGGAUAAUUUUCCUUUGCCUCACAUUGAUGUAUUGGUUGAUAACACUGCUAAGUGCAAGGUUUUCUCCUUCAUGGACGGUUUCUCCGGCUACAAUCAGAUCAGGAUGGCUCCUGAGGAUAGAGAAAAGACGUCUUUCAUCACGCCCUGGGGUGCUUUCUGCUAUGUGGUGAUGCCAUUUGGUUUGAUAAAUGCUGGUGCCACUUACCAGAGGGGCUUUAUCGUCAGUCAAAAGGGUAUUGAAGUUGAUCCCGACAAGGUCAGAGCCAUCAGAGAAAUGCCUGUUCCAAAGACAGAGAAGCAAGUCAGAGGUUUUCUUGGUAGACUCAAUUAUAUCUCCAGAUUUAUCUCUCACAUGACCGCCACAUGUGGACCAAUUUUCAAGUUACUCCGCAAGGAUCAAGGAGUGAAGUGGAAUGAUGAUUGUCAGAAGGCUUUUGAUCAAAUCAAAGAAUAUCUGUUAGAACCUCCAAUUCUUGUUCCUCCAGUUGACGGAAGACCUUUGAUCAUGUAUUUAACAGUACUAGAAGAUUCCAUGGGCUGUGUUUUGGGUCAACAAGACGAAACCGGAAAGAAAGAGCACGCUAUCUACUAUUUGAGUAAGAAGUUCACUGAUUGUGAGUCCCGAUAUUCUGUACUUGAGAAAACUUGUUGUGCUUUAACUUGGGCUGCCAAGCGUCUCCGUCAUUAUAUGAUUAAUCAUACAACUUGGUUGAUAUCCAAGAUGGAUCCUAUCAAGUACAUAUUUGAGAAGCCAGCUUUAACUGGAAGGAUUGCUCGCUGGCAGAUGUUAUUGUCCGAGUAUGAUAUCGAGUAUCGCACUCAGAAAGCAGUCAAAGGUAGCAUCUUGGCAGAACAUUUGGCUCAUCAACCAAUCGAAGACUAUCAACCAAUCAAAUUCGACUUCCCAGAUGAAGAGGUUAUGUAUCUAAAAGCAAAAGAUUGUGACGAACCAGUGUUCGGUGAAGGUCCUGAUCCUGAAUCCGAAUGGGGUUUGAUAUUUGAUGGAGCUGUUAAUGUCUAUGGAAGUGGAAUUGGUGCGGUGCUCAUUACCCCUAAGGGUACUCACAUCCCUUUUACUGCGAGGUUACGUUUUGAUUGCACAAACAACAUCGCAGAGUACGAAGCUUGCAUCAUGGGUAUCGAGGAAGCCAUCGAUUUGAGGAUCAAGAAAAUUGUCAUUUAUGGAGAUUCCGCUCUUGUGAUUAACCAGAUCAAAGGAGAAUGGGAAACUCGUCAUCCUGGAUUGAUUCCCUACAGAGAUUAUGCAAGGUGUUUGCUGACUUUCUUCAACAAAGUAGAGUUACAUCAUGUGCCCCGCGAUGAGAAUCAAAUGGCAGAUGCUUUAGCUACUCUAUCCUCAAUGAUCAAUGUGAAUGGUCACAAUACUGUGCCAGUAAUCAAUGUCCAAUUUCUCGACCGACCUGCUUAUGUGUUUGUAGCUGAAGCAAUUGAUGAUGACAAGCCAUGGUAUCAUGAUAUCCAAGUUUUCCUUCAAACUCAAAAGUACCCACCUGGGGCAUCCAACAAGGACAAGAAAACAUUGAGAAGAUUGUCAAGCCGUUUCUUCCUUAACGAAGACGUUUUGUAUAAAAGGAACUUUGAUGGGGUCCUACUUAGAUGUGUGGAUAAGCAUGAAGCAGAAAAAUUGAUGUGCGAGAUUCAUGAAGGCUCUUUCGGAACUCACUCAUGUGGGCACGCCAUGGCGAAGAAGAUAUUGAGAGCUGGGUACUACUGGAUAACAAUGCACGCUGAUUGCUACAAUCAUGCCAAGAGAUGCCACAAAUGUCAAAUCUAUGCUGACAAGAUUCAUAUACCACCAUCUAUGCUCAAUGUCAUCUCUUCCCCGUGGCCCUUCUCUAUGUGGGGCAUUGACAUGAUUGGUCGGAUUGAACCAAAGGCUUCCAAUGGGCAUCGCUUCAUAUUAGUGGCUAUCGAUUAUUUCACCAAAAUCAUCACAGACAAUGGCACAAAUCUGAAUAACAACAUGAUGAAAGAGUUUUGCGAUGACUUCAAGAUUCAACAUCACAAUUCUUCUCCUUACAGACCACAGAUGAAUGGGGCAGUUGAAGCUGCAAACAAGAACAUCAAGAAGAUCAUACAGAAGAUGGUAGUUACUUAUAAGGACUGGCAUGAAAUGUUACCCUACGCUUUGUAUGGAUACCGUACCUCAGUGCGAACCUCGACAGGGGCAACCCCUUUCUCUUUGGUAUAUGGUAUGGAGGUUGUACUACCUGUAGAGAUUGAGAUUCCUUCUUUAAGAGUCUUGAUGGAAGCUGAAUUGUCUGAAGCUGAAUGGUGCCAGAGCAGAAUUUCUGAGAUGGAUGGUAGAAACGAUGCUGCUGCACUUGAGGCUGUUGCUCAAACUGUAGGACAACAACCGAAUGCUGCUGGUAAUGAUGGUUGCAGUGAGGUACAGAAGGUGCAGUUUGGGACACACAUGUUAGCUGAAGAAGCUGAUGACUGGUGGGGGGAUAUGUCUGUUACCAAAUAUGCUGCUAAGUUUGUAAAGCUUGCAAAGUUCUAUCCCCAUUAUAGUGCGGAGACAGCUGAGUUCUCCAAGUGCAUCAAGUUUGAGAAUGACUUGAGAGUUGAUAUCAAGAGGGCUAUUGGUUAUUCGAAAAUAAGAAACUUCUCUGAUUUGAAAGGACACACUUUAGCUGAAUGUAAGCGUGGGGAUAUUGUUUGCUACACUUGCAAUGAGGAAGGUCAUAUCAGUUCGCAGUGUACUCAGCCUAAGAAGGUUAGGACAGGUGGUAAAGUGUUCGCGUUGACUGGCAUGCAGACUACUAGUGAGGACCGACUUAUCAGAGUUGGGUCUGGUUGUAUCUGA